GAAAACCAGUUGUGAUCUGCCCAGUAAACAAGCGGCAGUGCAGGGCCAGGCUCCGCCUUUGGUGUGUCCAGAGUCUUGGGAUGGAAAAGGAAGCAGACACUCUGCAGUCCAUUUCCUGAAGCUCCAGUCCACCCAGCUGUUCUGUGGGGAGCAGCCCCAGAGCCUGGAGCAGCCACGAUGGCCCAAGGGCUAGAGGUGGCCCUUUCAGACCUCCGGAGCUCCUGGAACAAUGUGUACCACCACACCGAGGACAUCAGUGUGGACCACCUCCUCGUUCGCAGGGGCCAAGCCUUCAACAUUACCCUGUACUUCAGAAACCGUGGCUUUCUGCCAGUCGUAGACAACAUCAUCUUUGUGGUUGAGACUGGACCCCUGCCAGACCUGGCCAAAGGGACUCGGGCAGUGUUCAGCUUGGGGAAACAUGGUGGGCCCCGCUCCUGGAUCGCCUUGCCGGAGAUGCAGGGGGACACCUCCCUGGAAGUGAGCCUGUGUGCCCCACCCAUGGCAGCUGUGGGUCGGUAUGUGCUGAAAGUUCACAUCAAUUCCUUCCAGGGAACUGUCUCCGCCUACCAGCUUGGGGAGUUCAUCCUACUCUUCAAUCCCUGGUGUCCAGGGGAUGCCGUCUACUUGGACAGUGAACCCCAGAGGCAAGAAUACGUUGUGAAUGAUUAUGGCUUCAUCUACCAGGGGAACAAGAACUGGAUUCGCCCAUGUCCAUGGAACUAUGGACAGUUUGAAGACAAUAUCAUAGACAUCUGCCUGGAGCUGCUAGACAAGAGCCUGAACUUCCAAAUCGACCCUGCCACAGACUGCGCCUUACGGGGAAACCCUGUCUACAUCAGCAGAGUGGUGUGUGCCAUGGUGAGGUCCCCAAAGUGCCAGGAGGGAGGAAGCCAGAUCAAUAGCAACGAUGACAAUGGUGUGCUCAACGGAAACUGGAGUGAGAAUUAUCUAGAUGGUGUCAACCCUGCCGAGUGGACCGGUAGCGUGGCCAUCCUAAAGAAGUGGCAUGCCACAGGCUGCCAGCCAGUGCGCUAUGGGCAGUGCUGGGUCUUUGCUGCUGUCAUGUGCACAGUGAUGCGGUGCCUGGGGAUCCCCACUCGUGUGACCACCAACUUUGACUCUGGCCAUGACACUGAUGGCAACCUGAUCAUAGAUGAGUACUACGACAGCACAGGCAGGAUUUUGGAGAACAAGAAGAGAGAUACUGUCUGGAACUACCAUGUUUGGAAUGAGUGCUGGAUGGCCCGGCAGGACCUCCCCCCUGGAUAUGGAGGCUGGCAGGUGCUGGAUGCCACCCCUCAGGAGACCAGCAAUGGGCUUUACUGCUGCGGCCCUGCCUCAGUCAGAGCCAUCAAAGAAGGCGAAGUGGAUCUGAACUAUGAUACACCCUUCGUAUUUGCCAUGGUGAAUGCUGACUGCAUGUCCUGGCUUGUCUAUGGGGGGAAGGAACAGAAACUUCACCAGGACACAACUUCCGUUGGCCAUUUCAUCAGCACUAAGAGCAUCCAGAGUGAUGAACGGGAUGACAUCACGGAGAACUACAAGUAUGGAGAAGGUUCCCCCGAAGAGAGGCUGGUGUUUCAGAAGGCUCUACAGAAGCUGAGGGCUAGGAGGUCCCAAGGUGCCUUCCGGGCUGAUUCACAACCCUCCAGGCCCAUGUCACAGAGCUGGAACAGCCAUCGGAGCCUGAAUAUACCCUCCCAUCGACCCAGUGAUGUUGUUCAAGUCUCUCUCAAAUUCAAGCUACUCGACCCACCCAACAUGGGCCAGGACAUAAACUUUGUCCUGCUGGCCCUCAACAUGUCAUCCCAGUUCAAGGAUCUCAAAGUGAACCUGAGUGCCCAGUCACUGCUGCACGAUGGCAACCCCCUGCCCCCAUUCUGGCAGGACACAGCUUUCAUCUCCCUGUCUCCUGACGAAGAGAAGACCUACACCUGCAAAAUCCCCUACUCCCAAUACAGCCAGUACCUGUCCACCGACAAGCUGAUUCGCAUCAGUGCCCUGGGUGAAGAGAAGAGCAGCCCUGAGAAAAUCCUGGUGAACAAGAUCAUCACCCUGACUUACCCAGGCAUCACAAUCAAUAUUCUAGGUGCAGCCAUCAUGUACCAGCCUCUCUCCAUACAAGUGAUCUUUUCAAACCCCCUCUUGGAGCCCGUGGAAGACUGUGUGCUGACCUUGGAAGGAAGUGGCCUCUUUAAGAAGCAGCAGAGAAUCCUCAUCGGAGUCCUCAAACCCCAUCACAAAGCCACCAUCACUGUGAAGACUAUCCCCUUCAAGAGUGGCCCGAGGCAGAUCCAGGCGAACCUAAGGAGCAACAAGUUUAAGGACAUCAAAGGUUACAGGAAUCUGUAUGUAGACUUCGCAUUAUAAAUUCUGGGACAAACAGAUUUUUAAACUUCAAGUUUGAGUGUGAGCUGUGCACAAAAGGAGAAUCCAGCAAUGGCCCAUGGCCUGGGCCAUCUGCACAGCCCUCCCAAGACUUUUCAGCAUUCAUGGGUUCCCAUACAGAUGUGUGAUUUGGCACAGAGGUCAGAGGACAGUGGUUGGGUUUGGCCGUCACCGACCAGCUGAGCACCUCAUGCAAUGCUAAUUCCCAGUACUAAUAAACUUCAGUCCUUUCUCUCA
Cavia porcellus (domestic guinea pig) is the source of this 2628-nucleotide messenger RNA. It is a transcript of the gene Tgm5, whose product is annotated as transglutaminase 5. The record is from RefSeq and is a predicted model, not a curated record. Lineage: Eukaryota; Metazoa; Chordata; Mammalia; Rodentia; Caviidae. Bases 178 to 2373 code for a protein of 731 amino acids. Gene Ontology annotation, molecular function: protein-glutamine gamma-glutamyltransferase activity. Gene Ontology annotation, biological process: peptide cross-linking. The transcript is spliced from 13 exons.